AAUCGCGAAUCACCGACUCUCUCCCCAGAACACCAUAUUGAAACUGUGCUUGAUUUACCGAUAACUAUUAGUACACGUAUUCUCUCGGGAUUACGGUUUAACGAGGUCAUAACCGAUCAUUUUGCAAAUCAGGAGUUGACUGUAUUUAAGAUCUAA
Messenger RNA from Ambispora leptoticha, 156 nucleotides. The record is from the annotation of a GenBank genome assembly. NCBI's taxonomy places the organism in Eukaryota, Fungi, Glomeromycota, Glomeromycetes, Archaeosporales, Ambisporaceae.